Messenger RNA from Effrenium voratum, 3875 nucleotides. Lineage: Eukaryota; Dinophyceae; Suessiales; Symbiodiniaceae. The record is from the annotation of a GenBank genome assembly.
AAGCUUGCCUGACAAAGGGAGGGCAAGCCCAUCAUGGAUGAUGAAGAGACGGAUGAUCUCAUUGACACCGCGGAGGAAUCUGAGAUACAGGAGGAGGAGGAUGGCGCGGGUCGAGAUGUAGACACCCAGUCGGAGGCGGUGGAUGAUGAAAACGCUAUGCCGGUGAUCGGCGAUCUGGACAAAUAUUUGCAGGUUUACGAACAGACCUUCGAAAAGAUCCAGAUUCCGACGGACGUGCAACAAGAGAGCUUGCAAGCACUGCAGGACUUCCUGGCCACGCAGACCUCCCGGGAGGCGGCUGGGGACGUCAUCUUCAGCGCGAUCUUUGAAGCGGCUCCCUCCCUGCAGGGCUUGUUCAAAGGGCCCCGCUCCAUCAUGUCGCAGAAGUUCGUGGCGGCGUUGCUGUCCCUGGCGACGGUGGGCCCAAAGCCCGGGAUGCUCAAGACGCAGGUGGAGACCAUCGGCUUCCAGCACUUGGAUGUUGAUGUGACCGUCGCGCGCGCGGACGUGUUCCGCGAUGCGAUCCUGGAGCUCUUUGACCAGGAGCUUGGCCCCAAGUUCACCACCAAGGCCCGCUUUGGCCUUCAAAUUCUGCUGAACUAUGCCAGCGGCGCUCUGAUUUUCAUCCGGCGUGAGUAUGCAAGCCGCAUACGGAUCAUUCAGAACAGCUGGCAGUUGGCCAACAAAAAGGCCGCUGGGAUCACAGACGUGCAGGAAGCCCUGACAGGCACGAAGAAGGGGCAGGAAAAGCGCAGCAGCAUCUCAAGAGAACAGACAGAGGAGGACUCGGAAGGUGAGCUGGACUUGGACUUAGACAUGACCAAGAAUACGGACGGCAUGAUGGUGCCGAAUUCAUUCAACGACAUGUUCCUUUUCAACGCUGCAGUCAUGGGCCUUAGCAACAACGAGUGGAUGAAUCUCAUUCUGGACCAGCUGGAUGCCAUUGCGAACAACGUGGCGAAUCCAUAUCGUUUGCAGGAGGAGUGCGAGGUGCUGGCACUGGUUUUGUCCAGAUACCACGGCAGCUUCGUGCUCUCUGAGUUCAAGGCGGUGGUGCUGGCGUCUUUGCGGUCGCUGGUGCCCACGGAGUGGACCUCGGAGCACGAAGUGGCUUGGAAUUGGCUGUGGCAGAAUGUGGAGCGGCUGCUGAAAUCCGUGCUGGGCAAGCCGCAGGUGUACGAGAAAGCUUUGACUGGAGUGCUGUCCGGGCUUCCGGAUGAUCAAGUGGCAUUUCUCCGCCAAGAGUUUUUCCUGAACUUCUUCAAGGUUGCGCCAACUGGGCAAGACUUCUUCAAGCAGUCGCUGACCCGGCUCUACUACAUUGCGGACAAAAUCAUAGAGAUGACGACGGAUAUCUACACGCAGCCGCGGGCCAUGGUGGAGGACAUCAGCGGCCUGGGUUUGCGACACGUGGGCUACGCCAUCCCCGCAGAGCUCUUCCCGCCCUUCGUGACCUCUGCGGUGGAGAUCUUUAGCCAGGUCACCACCGAUGACACGGCCAUCACUGCCUUCCAGUGGUCCAUGUCGCUGGUCUGCAAAAUCCUGGUGCGGGCCACCUCGGAGGGGUCCACGGUGGUGAUGAAAGCCAUCAGCACUAACGACGAGGUGUCUAUGAAGAAAGCCAUGGCCACCUCUGCGCGCGGGAAGCGGGCCCAGGAGCUCUUAAACAUCUCAGUGGGCACGCAGUCCAUCUCUCCCUUCUACUGGUCCAUCCAGAGCGGCAAUCUGAAUAGCGCCAAGGCAAUCCUGGAAGAUUUGCUCACAAUCCGGGCCGACCGGGACGUCUACUACUAUGCCUGUGAUGACUUGUUCACGCGCCAUCCUGAUGUUGUGAAAUACUUGAUGACGGACGUGCCUCUGCUUUUGGACACCCUGUUUAAUGGCCUGGUGUGGCGAUCGCGCUGGAUCAACAAGGGCUACAGGCGGGUGAAUUACUACGUGAAGCACCUGGUGCAGGACUUGGAGGGUCAGCCCAGCGAGACGCUAUCAUGGCUCGCUGACUACCGAGACCCGAAGCUCAUCAGUCACGAGACCAUAGUCACGAUGUCUGACAUCCUGUGGGACGGGGUCAAGUAUCAGUUUCUGCGGCGCAGGCUGUUCUUCAUCCUCUCGCUGUGUCUCUUCUUGGCAAGCCAAUCCGUCCUCACGGUCUUGGAGCCAUCGCAGAAUAUACGCAAUGCCUUGUUUGUGUGCCGCACGCUCAUCUACGUGCUGGGCCUGCCGCAGCUCUUGUACGUGCAGUUGAAAUCCUUGUGCGAGGAUUGCAGGAACGGGGACGUGGACCGCAUCCUGCGGGUACCCGUGCCCCAGUACCUCUGGCAGUGGCAGGGCCUAGGCUCUCUGAUCCUCCUGUGGCUACUGAUCAUGAUGUGCACCCUGGAGCCCAUGUAUUGGUGCCUGGGGGACUUGAGCUAUCCACUCUUUUCGGUGAACUGUCCGGCGGGCCUGGAGUGGAAGAGGGUCUACUCCACCUUCUCCUGUGUAGCGAUGAUGAUCUACUGGAGCUUGUGCUUGCUUCUCAGCGUUUUUCACAUGCGCCUCUCUGCCUUCAUCCUGGUGUGCAAGCGCGUCAUGUCGGAGGUGGGUCUUUUCUUGCUGGCCCUUGCCUUCAUCCUGUUGGCCUCUACCACUUCCGUGGUGGCCCUGGACCACACGGUGGAGGACUUCGGCGACAUGGGCGCUGGGACCAUGACUCUGUUGGAGAUGAUGGCGCUGAGUCUCUACCCGACCAGCAAGCUCGACGAGUUGCGGCAUGAAGAGGUCUUGCUGGUAUUCGUCAUCGGCUUCUGCAUCUUUGUCACCCUAUUCUUGUUCAGCAUGCUCAUCGCACAGCUGAACCAAGCCUAUCAGCACGGGUUCGAGGAUAUGCUCGGCUAUGCGCGUCUGAACCGUGUUCAAAUCACCGUUGCAGAGCUGGAGGUCAUGCCCCAGAAGCGCUGGCUUACAUUUCUGGAAUCAUUGGCUUUGGGCCAACAUCUGGACUUCAACGAGGGUGACGUGGGCGUGUCGGGGGGCGUCCAGGUGCUGGAGCUCGGAAGCUUGCACCCCACCGCCACGGAGUCGAUCCGCCGCUAUGGGGGCUCCACCGCCCCGUCCAUGCCCUGGCCGGAGGAGCCAGGUGACUAUGGGAGCGAGGACAAGUUCGAGAAGCUAGAGAAACUGAUCAUCCGCACCACCAAGAGCCUGGCAAAGGGCAAUCGGAAGCAUGGGGGUGGCGCGAGCGGCGUGAGCGGCGUCGGCUCAUCUAUGGCUCAGUCGGCAAGCAGCGGCGGUGAUUCCUCGAAUGAGUCUGUCUAGGCCCAGGCGCCCGGCAUCGUGUCACCAGCAAGCUUCGGAGGCGAAAACAUGCCCAAGCUGCACAAAUGAAUUUGGCCGUGUGGCACUCUUUUCGGGCUGAAGUGUGGGCGUUUCUUCCUGUGAAUUGCCUGAAGUCUUUCUCCUUUAGGGUGAAUAGGUUCUACAUAGCAGUGCACUGGAAAGAAGGUCCCAUGCUCGGCGCAAAGCCCUGCAGUCAGGUGGCUCGGUGUCAUAGUUGCACCCAAAGGCCGAAAGGUCGGCCUUUGUGUGACCUUUUUCGGAGCCCCAUCCUAGCUUGUUUGCCACUUUCCUCAAUGCCGGGCACGUGCUCGGCCAUGCCAUUAUCAAGAAGCUUUGUUCAGUAGAAGUAUGGAAUUAGCGCCUGUGGUGACACCUACAGUGAUGUCCAGGAGGCCCUACGUGCAUUUUCCAUCUGCCAUGGAAUAGUGAGCGCGCCCAAAGGGCAUACCCAAAAGGGCGUGCCCAAAAGGGUGCAAACUUGAAGAACCAAAGAGAACAGCUUGCUGGAGAAAAGGAGUCUUGAAGGUGCAUAUUAUGAGGCUUGCCCUCGACCUGUC